CUCCUCGUGGUUUGCGUGCGUGCUUCCUUUCGCUCCUCAUUUUUUUGAGUGUUUCGUAAAUUUUUGAAAUUUUGAAAGGUUAGAAAUUUGUUUUUUUGUAAAAAGAGUCAUUAGGUAUCCUUUUUAUUUGAGGUUUAAGCCAAAUCGUUUCAGUAUCUUUGUGGGUGUCAACAAUGGAUUCUUCUCCUGAACAGCAAGGUCAGCAACCGCAACCCAGCACGUCUUCUGGAAUCCGCGAGGAAUCUGCUAUUAACGCCUGGAAUGCGGCGUGCACUAAUCGCCUCCAAACUUUGGCGGAAUCAAUUGAUCCGACCGAGCUGAUCGCAUCCCACACGAACGUUGGAGUCUAUCAGGCUCUUUUGAACAAAAUGCAUUUGACCAAGGAUGCUGAAUCCGUCGCUGCUGCAGCAAAAUUGCUCGGACCGAUGUUGCCGAAACAGGAGGGCGAAGAAGCCGAAAAACCAGAAGGGGCAGGUGACGACGAGCCUGACAUUGACGAAGACGUGGUUGGCGACCAUGGCGCGGACGGGGACGAGGCUGAGGCGGGAAAUGAGCGGCAGAAGACAGGCGCGGCAAGUCGCCACUCGGAGAACAAAAAGGAAUAUUUGAAAGUCAUCGAAACCACGGUGAGCCGUUUGAUGAACGAACGGGACGAAUUGGAUGAUAUCAUUAAGAAAAUGAUGGAAGCAGAGAAAAAAGUGACCCAAGAGUCCGACAUGUACAUGGAAAUGAUCAAGUACGUGGAUAGUAUCGCAUGUGACGACAUGAGUCCACGGGAGUGGGAGGAGUUCUUUGAGAAGCACUUUGUCCAGGGUGUUUUCAAGGUGGGGGAUUACCGCUAUCCAGUUUCUGAUCAAUUGUACCUGGAAGAAGCACCAGGUGAGGAAGAGGAAGCACCCAAGGCGGCAAAAACGGGCGAUCAAGCAACCCAGCCAUCGCCAUCAGUUGACGACGAAGGGAAGGAGAACUUGAUCGGCGAUUUAACCCUGGAUUAAUUGACGGACGACCAGUUCUUUAAGACUGAUGUAUUAAUUUAAACUUUUAGGGGUGCUCUUUUAGUACAUCUUUACAUCGAAUUUUUUCUAUUGUCAAUUUUUUUAUGAAAAAAAUAGUGAAAUAAAUCACAAAAUUUUUCAACUAUUAAA
This is a messenger RNA of Folsomia candida, 1145 nucleotides long. RefSeq lists its product as uncharacterized. The transcript is spliced from 5 exons. The record is from RefSeq and is a predicted model, not a curated record. The coding region runs from base 174 to 995 and encodes 273 amino acids. NCBI's taxonomy places the organism in Eukaryota, Metazoa, Arthropoda, Collembola, Entomobryomorpha, Isotomidae.